This is a messenger RNA of Teleopsis dalmanni, 475 nucleotides long. Its product is annotated as decapping nuclease DXO homolog. Bases 29 to 451 code for a protein of 140 amino acids. Gene Ontology annotation, cellular component: cytosol; nucleus. The transcript is spliced from 2 exons. The record is from RefSeq and is a predicted model, not a curated record. Gene Ontology annotation, molecular function: mRNA 5'-diphosphatase activity. NCBI's taxonomy places the organism in Eukaryota, Metazoa, Arthropoda, Insecta, Diptera, Diopsidae. Gene Ontology annotation, biological process: nuclear-transcribed mRNA catabolic process; NAD-cap decapping.
ACGCCCCAAUAAAGAACAAUUAUCAUCAAUGAAUUUUAUUGAACUUAAAGUACGUAAAAAGGAUUUAAGCUUUUACCAAAAACGCACAUAUAAUUGCAUCAAGACGCGUACAUGGUGGUGUCAAUCCUUUUUAGUUGGAGUUUCUAAAAUCAUUGUUGGCUUGCGGAACGAUAAUGGGCUUGUGGAUAGCAUUGAGGAGGUUGAAGUAAAUUCACUAAUAAAACAAGGUCAAAAUUAUUGGAGUGGCAAUAAUUGCAUUGAAUUUUUAACAUUUAUGUUGAAAUUCAUUAAGGAAAAAACGAGUGAUUUAAACUGUCCACACACUGUAGUGGAUUUUUAUUACAAUUCUGAUAAUAGACAUAUUAGUUAUAAAAAAACCGAGGGGAAGAGUCCCAGCUCAUUUUUACCUGAUUGGUAUAUAACUGCAGUAAAAAGCCAACAUACGUUUUAAACACACACAGAGUGUUAAAUUUUA